AGAGAGAGAGAGAGGGAGGACAGAGGAGUCCGCGGAGGAGAAAGGAGGACAGAUCGGAGGCAGAAAGCAGGAGGCGCUUCAGUCAGGAGGAUGCUGCUGCUGCUGCUGCUGCUGCGCUCACGUGCCGUGGACCGUCUCUGAUCCAGACCGCGACGAUCCACCUCGGGCCCCCCCUACCCCCCCACCCCCACCCACCCCCCCCAACACACACACACACACACACACACACACACCUGACCGACUGACCACGGACCAGGAGGAUCCCCGGUUUCUCCUCCUCACACUCAUCCGCACAUCCUCUCCUGUCAGCGGACCGGCUCGUGUCGCCAUGCCGCCGGCCGCCUGCUCGCUCGGGUACCGACUCCGCGACACCUUGCCCGCGGUGCUGUGGAUCGGGCUGUUGUGGAGCAGCGUCUCAGCGGGAGAUAAAGAAGUCCCCACAGCCGCCCCCUUUACCCCGUCUCCUGUGGCGACGCCAGGGAGCACAAAGGGAAACAGCCCCAAAGGCAAAAGCUCAAGCGUCGUGGCCGGAGGUUUGCUACAGUCAGUGCUGGCUCAAAAGGAACGACUUGUCUCCCAGAGAGGGGAGAUCCUCCCCUCUGCUCUGCCCCAGAACCUGCUCCCUCUUCUGGGCAGAGGACUCAGCAUCGGCUCCCUCCCCGGAAGUCACUCCCUGGAGCAUCAGAGUGGGGGAUUACUGAGGAGGGUAAAACCCCCGGCAUCAGCUGCAGUGUCAGGCCGGGGCAGCGAUCCAACCGAACCUCCUCCUACAGACACACACUCCCAGCUGCCUCACACACAGACACACACUCCUGAGCAGGAGGCUGAGGUCACCACUGUGAUGCUGGACGGGGACACUGACACGGGGACACCCUCCUCAGCUGUGCAGAGCUGCAUGGUGAAUUUCUCCGACGCAGAGGGAUACAUAGACUCUUCUGAUGACCCCCCUCUGCCCGACGGCACCUUCCUUCACUGCACCUACACGGUGACCGUGUACACCGGCUACGGGGUGGAGCUGCAGGUGAAGAGUGUGAACCUGUCGGAGGGCGAGCAGCUGUCCAUCAGGGGCGUAGACGACCGAGGGUCCCUGCUGGUCCUGGCCAACCAGACGCUGCUGGUUGAAGGUCAGGUGAUCCGCAGUCCCACCAACACCCUGUCCGUCUACUACCGCUCCACACCGGAGGGAAGCAUGGGCAUCUUCCAGCUGCACUAUCAGAUCUUCAGGCUGAGCUGUCCUCUCCCCAAGAGGCCUCACUUUGGGGAGGUGUCCGUGCUGGACCUGCUCCCUGGAGGCACUGCCCGCUUCCACUGCCACAUGGGUUACCACCUGCAGGGGGAGCCGCUGCUCACCUGCAUCAACGCCUCCCUGCCGGCGUGGAGCGGCAAGGAGCCCAGCUGCAGGGCUCUUUGUGGAGGGACAGUGAAGAACGCCACAGUGGGGAGGGUGUUGUCCCCUUCUCCCCACCACGGGCCGAACGCCACCCAGGACUGCUCCUGCUCCUGGUCCCUGGAGGCCCCCAAGGACCAGAGGCUGCAUCUGCAUCUGGAGAGACUGGCCUUGGGACCCACUGACAGGCUGGUGUUGUGGAGCGGGCUGGACGCCGGCUCUGUGGUGCUGUUCGACUCGGGCCGGGGCGGACAGAUCCCCUUCGAGGGAGUGAUCAGCGAGGGUCCAGCUGUGAGGAUCCAGUUCAUCACCGAUCAGCCGAACCACAACACGGGAUUCAACAUCCGCUAUGAAGCUUUCGAGCGCGGCCACUGCUACGAGCCGUACCUGCAGAACGGAAACUUCACCACCUCCGACCCCAUGUACGGGGUUGGAGCUGUGGUCCAGUUCACCUGUGAUCCGGGCCACUCGCUGGAGCAAGGCCCUCCUGUUAUCGAGUGCAUCAGCGCAAGGGAUCCUUACUGGAACGACACAGAGCCGCUGUGCAAAGCGCAGUGUGGAGGAGACCUGACCGGUCCUGGGGGGGUGAUCCUGUCUCCGAACUGGCCCGAGUGGUACGGAGAGGGGGAGGACUGCAGCUGGAGGAUACAUGUCGGGGAGGACAAACGAGUGCUGCUCGAUGUGCAACUACUGAACAUCAGCGACAGUGACAUGUUGACCAUCACCGACGGCGACGAGGUCACGACACGUAUCCUGGGUCGGUACGUCGGAGGAAGCAGCCCCUUCAAGCUCUCCUCCACCACCCCUGACCUGACUGUCACCUUCCACUCCGACCCGGCGGGGCUCGUCUUCGGCAAGGGCGAGGGCUUCAUCAUCAACUACAUGGAGGUGUCCCGGAACGACUCCUGUCCAGACCUGCCCGAGAUCCAGAACGGCUGGAAGACCACGUCCCAUGUUGCGCUGGUGCGCGGGGCUCGUAUCACCUACCAGUGCGAUCCCGGUUACGACCUGGUGGGACGGGAGACCCUCACCUGUCAGUUAGACCUGUCCUGGAGCUCACAGCCCCCGUUCUGUGAAAAGAUCAUGUACUGUUCGGAUCCGGGCCACGUGGAGCACUCCACCAGGUCCCUGUCGGAUCCUAAACUCCUGGUGGGCACCACCAUUCAGUACAGCUGCAACGCCGGCUUCAUCCUGCAGGGCGGCGCCACCAUCACCUGCUACGGCCGCGAGCCGGGGACCCCCGUGUGGACGUCUCGGCUCCCUCACUGUGUCUCUGAGGAUUCGGUUUCCUGUGAAAACCCCGGUCUCCCUGACAACGGCUACCAGAUCCUAUCCAAGAGGCUUUACCUGCCUGGCGAGUCACUCACCUUUGUCUGUUACCAAGGUUACGAGCUCAUUGGAGAGGUGGCAAUUAAAUGCAUCCUAGGAAACCCGUCCUUUUGGAGCGGCCCACUUCCUCUGUGCAGGGCCAACCAUGACUGCUUUGGCAACCAUGCUUUGGAAGUUGCAGAGGCGACGGCGGGCUCCACUCUGGAUGGCGGGAACAUCGCUCUGGCCAUCUUCAUCCUGGUCCUGCUGCUGUCCGUGCUGCUGGGAGGAGCUUACGUCUACGUCACGCGGUGCCGAUAUCACUCCAACUUAAGGCUGCCUCUCAUCUACCCCCACCCUUACCGACAGAUCACUGUAGAGACAGAGUUUGACAACCCGCUCUAUGAGACAGGAGGGCAGGACACUCGUGAAUAUGAAGUAUCGAUAUGAGAAGCCUCACAAAAGACAUUUCUGAACCACAAACCGACCGCCUCGUCCUAACUCUUCAUCCUCUCCUCCCUCCUUCUCCGCCCAGGAGGAGGCGAUGUAAAUACAAAUAGAUGAUGAUGUCCAGCCCCUUCUGCCAUGAGACGCAGCGGUUGAUCCCUGUUCUCUCCUCCUUUGACGUGACAGCUUCUGAAGACAUGAUGGGAAACGGGAGAGGAGAUAGACACACAGACAGACAGACAGACCUGUAUGCAUCAGAGUCGCCGGGAGGUGAUUGGAGAUGUAGGACGGAGAGAAAAGACCCGAAGAUCAUCUGAGAACAUCGAACAUGGUGAGAAAAGAGGAACGUGUUGGGUGUGAAAUGGGACAAAAAGGAGUGAAGGAGGGGAGAAGGGGAAGGAGUCGGGGGACAGGACGCAGGGGGAGGGAUGUGGAAUGAAGCACUUUUUAGUAUUUUUGUGAAACAUUUAACGAAAGAAUCCAAGAACACGUCAGUUAAAGUUAUAAUCCUUAAGAUUUUCACAAAAUCAGACGCCAUUUUUGAUACAGUCUCAUUCAUUUCAGCCAAAUGUGGAGCAAACGUUAAACAAGUUUAAGAAAAAAAAGCACAUCAAUGCGCAUUUCCAUCCGCUCCUGUUAUGUGAAUAUUAGCAGGUGGUUGAUGGAGAUAAGCAGCAGGUGGAGCUGAAUCUCCAGUCGCUGCCAUUAAACCACCGAAGAAGAAGAUGAGGUGAUUAUAAGAUGGUGAUGAUGAUGGAGAUCUGACAUUUCACUCCACACUCAGCUGAUGUUUUGUUUUUAUCAGUGCACCUUAUCAACCCUAAAAACAUUAAUGAUAGUUUGAUUUUUUUUGGUUUCCACUCAAGUUUUUUUUAUAAAUGCUCAAAUUGAAAAUAUGCACAUGCAACACACACACACUCACACACACACACACACACACACACACACUGAUAUCAGCCUCACUGUUUACUGUUCACUCUCCUGCAGCUGGUUCCGAGAGUCCAACAAGCCAAACACAGGGUGGCUUUUAUUGUGAAGGAGCCACAGGAAAUGUAGUGUAUUUGUCGCAGAGGUUAUCGCACACUGUGAUCCUUCAACAAAUAGUCAUUUUCAGUAUUUUAUAUUUUAUCAGUUUUAAUAUGUCGGGGAGUAACGAGAGGCUCCUCAGACACAUACAGUGUUUGUCCCGUGUGCAACGUGACAUAAGAUAAUAUAUAUAGUUGUUUGGCUGCACUGUAAACAGACACCAGACGCUCGUCCUGUCGUAUUCAGACAGAACGUGAAGUGAAACUUUGACGUCUCUGACCAUCAGACUGUUUCCCUGUUGUUUCCCUCUCUCGUCUGUCUUUGUACAGAUUCAUAAAGUGCAGAUUUACGCUCUAAAUUUUUCAAGUUAAAUCAUUUCUCCUCCACUGCAGAUGAAUCUUUGCAUCAGUUUGAGUUUUCCUGAGUGAGUUCGUGUCUCCUCGUGUCUUUCCACUGACUUUGUCGCAGUCGCCGCCUCUAAAUUUCACCUGGCGCCGUGUCUGAAGCUUUGAUGUAAAAUAGGAAGUGGACGCUGUUUGACGCCGACUCAGGCUUCCAGGUUUUUCUUCCGCUCAUUAGACUACACAUUGCGAUGACGUCACGCACUUUAAAAUCACUUUUUCUAAACUCUGAGAAAAUUUUACAAACAUAAAACAUCCAUGGAUUCAAAAUCAAUAAUCCAAAUCAAUCAAUAAUUGACCCUGCAGACCAGCAACGGACUGCAGAUGGUGGUCCAUGGGAAAAAGCUUUUCUGGCUGCAGUGGAUUUUUACGUAAGUGACCACUGGAACAAAUUAACACCAAUUAACGGGCGAGUGGUUGCUCCCCGUAUCCAGCUCUUCUUCUGAACACACAGUGAAACCACACUUGUUGUUGCCACGGUAACUGCACGGGUCACCAUAUCAACCAGGACAGAAAUCUUAAGGAUUGCAGCUUUAAGAGUCUUGGGGAAAAAAUUGGCAGGUAGAGCGGAUGAGGUGUUUUUUUUUUGUUUUUUUUAGUUUCUGUUUACUUCUUCACAUGAGUCACCCUCCUCGCCACAACAUGAUAAUCACAGGGCGGAAAUAAUGGUCAGAGGAUUAUUCUCCUCCUAAUCAGUGUGACACAGGAAGUGUGUCUGUCUCCUGUCCCUGAACUCCCCCCCCCCCCCCCCCCCGCCUGCAGUCACCUUCGAGGCUUUUUACUUUUUACUCCGGCCGCUCCGCCUCUGGCUUUAGCUGUAGUUCAUUGGUAUUUAAAUCUGUGACUUUGGGGCCAGUGCAGUACUGUUGUCUUAUUCCUCUCACAUGUAGUUAGACCGAUGACUGUCGUAGACUGGCCUCAGAGUCCCCAGGUGUGGACCGGCUGAAGACUGAAAAGGAAAAAUGAAAAACAUGCGUUGUUGCAGAUGUGGAGGUCGCCAUGUGAAUAGCAUAGCUGUAGUCAACCGACUGGUCUUUGAGUGCAAGCUCAAUCAACCCACCAGAUGAUGUAUUUAUUUUGAUGUACUGUACAUGUGAUGUUUUAUGCAGAUUGAUAAAUGUACAUUUUCAUUAUGAAGAAGACAAAUGUUGACAGUUUCCCUAAAUAAAUGGUAAAACUCGAAUAAAAAGUACAAAAGAUUCUUUUUAAAUA
Messenger RNA from Seriola aureovittata, 5781 nucleotides. Its product is annotated as seizure 6-like protein. Gene Ontology annotation, biological process: synapse maturation. Bases 329 to 3145 code for a protein of 938 amino acids. Gene Ontology annotation, cellular component: neuronal cell body; endoplasmic reticulum. The transcript is spliced from 17 exons. The record is from RefSeq and is a predicted model, not a curated record. NCBI's taxonomy places the organism in Eukaryota, Metazoa, Chordata, Actinopteri, Carangiformes, Carangidae.